Pristis pectinata (smalltooth sawfish) is the source of this 915-nucleotide messenger RNA. RefSeq names its product carboxypeptidase B-like. Gene Ontology annotation, biological process: proteolysis. Lineage: Eukaryota; Metazoa; Chordata; Chondrichthyes; Rhinopristiformes; Pristidae. The transcript has 4 exons. Gene Ontology annotation, molecular function: metallocarboxypeptidase activity; zinc ion binding. Bases 1 to 540 code for a protein of 179 amino acids. The record is from RefSeq and is a predicted model, not a curated record.
AUGUCAGAUGAACUCAGCCAGAAAGCAGCUGAGGGACGGACAGCCGCUCCAGGAGAUGUGCAGGCCGAUGGUUCCUCAACACAUCCAUGUUCUCCCGUUUACUGUGGGCCAUACGUGGAAUCUGAAAAGGAAGUCAAAGCCAUUGCGGACUUUGUCCGUAGUCACCGUAAACUCAUCAAAGGAUAUAUCUCGAUCCACUCAUACUCCCAACUCCUUAUGUUUCCCUACGGCUACAACCAUUCACUUUCAGCUGAUCAUGAAGAGCUGAAUGCCCUAGCUCGGAAUGCGGUUGCGGAAUUGAGAAGCCUUCAUGGAACUGACUACAAAUAUGGUAGUGGUGCAAAGACAAUAUAUAUAGCAGCUGGAACUUCAGCUGACUGGGCCUAUGAUCUUGGCAUCAAAUACACAUUCAUCUUUGAACUCCGUGACACGGGCACGCAUGGCUUCCUGUUGCCUGAGUCCCUGAUCAAGGAAACAUGUGAAGAGACCAUGCUGGCAACCAACCACAUCGCUGCUUACAUCCUCAACCAUCCAUAUUAAACCUUUUAAUGAAGGGACAAAGUUAAAGAUGGAUGUAGACUGUCUUUAAAGUUUAGAUGUAGAAUUAAAAGCAGUUUUGAUUUUGCAAGUAGAAAUGAUUAAAUGUCUCUUUCAAAAGUAUAAUGGACUUGCAGAAGUUCAUUAGGAUAACAUUUGCCUUAGAUUAUUCGUCCUUGUUACAGGAUCAUAGAGUACAGAAGGAAGAUGUUUGGCUCAUGGUGUCUGUGAUGCCUUUGAAUAGGUGACAUAAUUAGAUCACUGUGGAAGUCCUUCCUGCUCCACAUUGACUGGAAAUAAUACAAGGGUGAAAUUGGGUCUUCGUCACUGGCACUGAAUGACCAUCAGUUAUACUCAUCUCCUUCUACUUAGUUCCAU